Cooperia oncophora is the source of this 348-nucleotide messenger RNA. NCBI's taxonomy places the organism in Eukaryota, Metazoa, Nematoda, Chromadorea, Rhabditida, Trichostrongylidae. The record is from the annotation of a GenBank genome assembly.
AUGGGGGUGGAUUAUAAUACUAAGAGGAAAAGAGUAUGGGGCACUGGUCAGCUGGAAGCCUUGGCAAGGAUAAAGCAACAAUCACGGGUCACAGCGCUCAUGGUGAACGUCGACAUGUUAUCACCUAUCCAGCAAUACGAGCUGUUCAACAUUUUUCGUGUUCCUAUCUACGACCGAUAUAACAUCGUUCUUUCAAUUUUCAAACAUUACGCCAGGACGGCUGAGGCGCAUCUUCAGAUCCAGCUUGCUGAGAUACCCUACAUUCGGAGCCGCUUACAUUACCUCAACAAAUAUCGUUCCGAUCCCGAUGUGCUACAUAUCGCACGUCAACCGGAACGAGCCAAGUGA